Trichobilharzia szidati is the source of this 4609-nucleotide messenger RNA. Lineage: Eukaryota; Metazoa; Platyhelminthes; Trematoda; Strigeidida; Schistosomatidae. The record is from the annotation of a GenBank genome assembly.
CAGAAAUGUUUACUUACAAUAAAAGAACACAUAGACAUUACAUAACAUGAUCGUUUUAUCAACAUUUAUAAAUUUAUAAAAAAAUUUAUUCCUGAUAUCCAGCAUUAAUUCAAUUCGGAAAAUUAUGUUUACAAUUCUUUCAAUUCUGCUCAUUUCUAGUUAUAAUGCCUACAACUGAUUGUGGAAAUAAUCACAAUUAUGGUAUUAAAUUCCAAUCAAAUACAUUUUUACACAUAAGAUUAAUUCAUAUUUUAUUCGAUAGUAAUUAUAUUAUUCAAUAUAUCUAUUUACUGAUAUUAUUAGUGACAGAAAUUAAUUGCAGUAAACAAUUAGGUGUAAAUACAUCAAUGACGUCGAAUCAAUUGUCACAAUCAAUACAUCAGUAUCCUGUGCAUAAUACACUUCACAGAAAUGAUGAUAUGUUAAUGCCUGAUAAUGAUCCUUUAUCCCUGACGUCAUCAUCAUCAUCAGCAACAACAACGACACUACAGCUUGCAUUUAUUGUCACUGAAGAAGUCCCAAUUGGUACGAUAGUAGGCAAUAUACUGAAUAAAUUACAUUUACAGAAUCCUAAUUGGUUAAUAACAAACACACUGAGUCAUAGUAACAGUAACAGUAAUAAAAACAAUAAUAAUGGGAAUAAUAAGAAAAACAAUCAAUUUAUUAAUUUAAAACCAAUUCCGUAUAUUAGUUUAAAUCAAACGACCGGUGAUCUGCUUGUACGUACACGUAUUGAUCGUGAAUCAUUGUGUGAUACUAUGGGAACAUGUUGUCAUACUGAUAGACAAACUGACUUUCAAUUAUGGUCAAAUUAUAAGCUGGAUAUAAGUAAUCAUGAUAAAUUAACUGGACAAUUGUCAUUGAUUUCACCAAAUUGUGUACUACGUAUGCUUGUACUUCUUCAGUUAGAUAAGGAACAAUUUCUGGAAAUUGUUAUUUAUGUAUUAGAUAUUAAUGACAAUACACCAAGAUGGGUACAAUCAGUGAUUGAGUUAGAGAUACCAGAACAUGUAGCUAUAGGGACAAGUUAUCAGUUGCCUGAAGCGAUAGAUCCUGAUCAAGGACCAAUGCAUACAGUGAUAGCCUAUGAGCUGCAAAAUAAACCAUUGAAAGAGGAUGAUACUGGUCAUACUGCUCCAAGCCAUUCGAAUAGAAAUGUAGUCACAAAACAACCAUUCAGUUUAGAUGUACAUGCUUUAGAAAAUUCCAAUGCUGAAAUGCAAAAGUUUUCAUUGAGACUGCGUGUUGAAGAGGAUUUAGACAGAGAAAGCCAAUCAUCCUAUGAAAUGAUUCUAUAUGCAAUUGAUGGCGGUGAUACUUCUAGUGAGAUACAUAGUGGUAAUAGACCAUUGUCUAAUCCAGUGAAUAAGCAUACAGGAUCAGUGCUAAUUCGUGUACUAUUGAUGGAUAAAAAUGAUAAUCCGCCAGUGUUCAAGAAUCCUCAGCCAGUUGUAAUUAUUCCAGAGAAUACUAAACCAGGGACUGUUAUCUAUCAGGUGUCAGCCAGUGACUUGGAUUCUGCUGAUCAUGAUUCUCUAGUCUACAAGAUUGGACCAUCAGCCAGCCCUGAAGUUCAGCGAUGUUUUAGACUGAAUUCAAAAACUGGAGAGCUGAUGCUUAUUAUGCCAUUGAGUUAUCAAAAUGCUAGUUUGCUGCCAGCACAGGAUAAUUCAAAUGUAAAUAUGAAUUUAAAUAGUAGGAUGGAUAUUACAACUACUACUACCUCUACAGGUUCACAAAUGGGUCAUAUUAUACCUAUUCAAGUCAGUGAUCAAAUACAUAUCACACAAAUGUUGUUAAAAGUGGUUCUACGCAAGAUUAAUAUGAAUCCACCAACCAUACAUGUUGCCUCUCAUCUACGCUUAUCAUCAAGAGGUAAUCAAAUAUGGAUAGCUGAAGAUACUCAGCCUGGAUCUCUUGUCGCUAUGAUUAAUGUAAUCGACCCGGAUGAACUUAUACCACAAGCUGCUAGAACAAAUCAAAUGUUAGGCAAUUUUCAAAAGUCUGAAUGUCGAAGUAAACACGAACUGUUUGAUAUUGUACCAUUGCAUACAGCGACUAAUUCUGAUUUUAGGAUUUUAUUGAAAAAAUCACUGGAUCGUGAAACAAAAUCAUCACAUACAGUAAAAAUUGAAUGUUGGGAUUCUGGAGAACCCCCGUUGACCGCUGAAACCAGUAUUCUAAUACAAGUGGAUGAUGUGAACGAUUCACCACCGGUGUUUGAACGUCAAUUCUACUUUGCUAAACUGAAAGAAGGUCUUGACGCGUCAACGACUAUUAUACAGGUACGUGCUACUGAUGCUGAUUUAGGCAAAAAUGCUGAGAUUGUAUAUCGAUUAGUCAGUCAAGAGUAUACACCAGCUACACCUUUACCAGAAUCAAUGUGCUCUUCAAUGAAUACAGUACACUUUGAUAAUAAUUUAAUAAUGAUUAAUGAAAACACUGGAGAGUUGAUCAGUCAAAUAUCUUUAGAUCGUGAAAGUAUAUCAUCGAUUAAUUGUACAAUUGAAGCAAUCAAUCGAAAUCAGUUGUAUGUGGAUAAUGAAAAUCAAAAAUCGUCUGAGUAUAAAACAUCAACACAAGUUAUUAUAACUAUUGAGGAUGUUAAUGAUUGUAAACCAGUUUUCAAUGAAUCAUCCUAUGAGUUCACAGUUGUUGAAGGUCAGAAAUCUCAUCAUCAAAUUGGUCGGGUGCAUGCAAUUGACUGCGACGCAGAAUUAUCCAAUCGUAUGAUAAGAUACAGUAUGCGACCAUCACCAGGUGCAGGUGGUAAUCUAGUGAAGUUAUACGUUUACAUCAGUUUUGAAGGGAUUAUCUAUACACAUCAGACAACAGACAGAGAACAAACACCUGUACUCACUUUUGAAGUGAUUGCUACUGACACUGGAAAUCCUCCAUUAUCAGCUGUAGCAAGUGUUCUUAUCCGUAUUCUCGAUACUAAUGACAAUGCACCUGUAUGGAUAUUUCCAAAACAAUUUGGUGCAAAUAGUGUUAUAAAUAUUUCACAAUAUUCAACUGUUGGCCUACUAAUUGCUCAACUGAAAGCAAUCGAUUUAGAUGAAGGUUUAAACGGUGAAGUGGUCUAUUCUAUUGUACAUGGAAAUGAUGAUGGUCUAUUCGAGGUGGAUCCAAUGAGUGGAGCACUUUACCUAGUUCGUUCAUUUCAUCAUUUAGCACAGACAAUGAACUUGAAGUCAAUACCAAGAGAAGAAUUCAAUACGAGUGGAUUAUUACAGUCUGGAGAAUCAGUAGAAGUAUUAAGCAAACUCCACGAACAGAUAUAUAGUUAUAGACUAUUGUUGAAAGCACAGGAUCGUGGAACACCUCCUCGGCAUAAUACAACAGUCUUGUAUGUAGCUGUACUACCAUCGCAAAUAGAUAAACAACCCUUGACGGAUCGUAAUUCCAUCGAAUCAAUGUAUCAUCAUUCUGAUUUAAAACGUCAGGCUGAAUUAGGCUUACCUGAUUUAAGAAGAAUGGAUCGUGAUUUAAUUGUUAUGGUUGUGUUGAUCGCAUUAACUUUAAUUAUUUCAAUAAUUUUAAUUAUGGCGAUAUUUUUGAUCCGGUGUAAAAGUCUACUGUGUAUUCUUCCAUUUCGUCGGUCAAAUCGUCGACCGAAUCAUCAUCAUCAACAUUCACAUCAAAGAAGCAACAAUGCUAGUAAUAUUAAUAAUAAUGGUAGUAAUAAUACUGAUAAUAACCUUCACUUAACACUAGAGAAUAAUUCUCUUCAGUCGAAUAAUAUUCGUGAUCAAUUGUGGAGUAAAUCAUGGAAGGGGAAAACGCUUCCAGCAGAUUAUUGUAUAAAUAAAAGUGGAGAUCUACUGUCUACAUCUUGUCAAGAUGUAUAUAAAGCCGCUACACUGGAACACUGUCCAGAGUUCAAUUUACUUCGUUGUGUACAGAAUACAGCAUCAAAUUCACCGUGUGAUCAUAUCCUAUUAAAAGAUUCUACUUAUCGAACUAUAGAUACAGCAGAUACAUUUAAACACAGUAGCAGUCCACAACCGUGUAAUUCUUCCUCAACAUUCAGUACAAAUAAUUCCACUAAACAAUAAUAAUAGCAACAAUGUUAAUAAUAAUAAUAAUAACAUGAAUCCAAAUCACAAAUAUAAUACAAUUUCAGCAUUACACAAUCCUAUUGCACCUGGUGGUGCUUAUAUUAUUGAAAUGAACUCACAAAAUCGUGAAAGUCCAUACACUCUGUUGAAAGCAACAGAUCUAUCAGGAUUAAAUAAAGAAUUUAUUUAUCAACCGUUAUGUUCAACCUCGGGAUUAUUACAUAGACAAUGUUGUAUAACACCAAUUAUGUAUGAACAUGAAGAUAAUAAUAAUAUAAUAGUAAUAUCAAACUGGUCUAUGCGUUGUAAAUACAUGCUCUUCUACAUCACCUAAUAAAACAGCUACUUUACAAAGACAAGUACAUUUAACAAAUUUAAAUUCACCACAAUUUAAUGAAAGGAAAAGAAAAAUGAAAACAAUUCAUUAAAACAAAAUUCACAUACACGCACACACGCAUAAGAAAUACAAAUACAUAAUGCAUUUGUUGUAAAUUAAAAUGUCUUUGUUUGUGAAGAGAUUGUUAAAAAAGAUAAUUUUUACGAAGUGU